This is a messenger RNA of Ctenocephalides felis (cat flea), 964 nucleotides long. RefSeq names its product replication stress response regulator SDE2. Lineage: Eukaryota; Metazoa; Arthropoda; Insecta; Siphonaptera; Pulicidae. The coding region runs from base 115 to 894 and encodes 259 amino acids. Gene Ontology annotation, cellular component: nucleus. The record is from RefSeq and is a predicted model, not a curated record. The transcript has 3 exons.
ACGCGUGUGUGAAAGUCGCGAUUACACAUUAAUAAUAAGUGCGUUCAGUUUAAUUUACAAUUUAUAUGAAACAUAUGUUAAUAAUUUAGAAUCGAAACUAAAACCAUUUUCAUCAUGAUUAAUGUAUAUUUGGAUAAUAAACAAUUUUUUUCACUUUUUGAGGAAAUUUCAGUAUUUGAUAUCAAACAAAAAUUAUUUAAGAAAACGGGAUUGCAAGAAAGUAACACUUAUGCAUUAUACAAUGGUCGACGAGUUCAAGAUGAAUGCAUUAUAUCCAAUGGCAAUGUUAGGAUUAUGCUUAAAAUUCUUGGUGGAAAGGGUGGUUUUGGUUCUAUGUUGCGAGCUAUAGGAGCUCAAAUAGAAAAAACAACCAAUAGAGAAGCUUGCAGAGAUCUUAGUGGUCGCCGAUUGCGCGAUAUUAAUGAAGAAAAACGUCUAAAAUCUUGGAUAAAUAAUAAGCCAGAUCGUGAGCAAGAGGCUGCAGAGCGGAAAAAACAGAAAAUUGAAAGACUUUGUUCUAAGCCCAAACAUGAAUUUCAUGAUAAAACUUAUGAUGAGGAAAGGUCCAAAUUGACAGAAGUUGUUGCAGAUUCUGUCGAAAUUGGUUUCCAAAGUACAAGCGGACUAAAUUCAUAUAAAAGGAAAUCACAAACAUCGACAAAACAGACAGCCAAGAAAAAAAGUCGACUAUGGAUUGAUGCUGAUGAAGAUGAUUUAAGUUUAAGUGAUUCAUCAGAUGAUGAUAAUUCAAGCUCCCCUCAAAAUUCUGAUAAUGACACAAAUUUACAAGAAAAAUCUAGUUCAGAGGCUUCAAAUGAUGCAAAUAACAUACAUAUAUUACAAAAUCCUGAAGAAACGAUGAGUAAAGAACAAACAACAAUUAGUAUAUGUUAAUAUAAAGUAAUACUUUAAAUUUCAUAAAUUAAUAUAAACUGAAAUGUGAAUAAAAUAUUUACUGCACUUA